AUGGGUCCUGCUAAGUCCUCCCAAGUUGGAAUGGUGGUAGUUUUUGUAGCUGUCAUAUUUCUCAUGAUGUCUAUUCAGUUGGCUUCUGCAGCCUCUGAAUCUGAUGAUACACUCCCAGUAUUUAAAUUCGACUGCAGAAUGGAACCCUCAGCGUCCAGAUCCGAAGAAGGAGCCGGUUCGUCUUCGCUGGAUGUUCCCGUGGACGAAUCCCUUGAGGUUUUCUCGGUUCUCACCCGAGAAGAAUUCGAGAGGAUAAAGAAACAGUUCGACGUCCACAUGGAGGUGUUCCUCGACGCCACCCGGUCGUCGCGGCAUCCGUCCGAUGGCCUGGCUGCAAUCUUCGAAGAGAUCUUCAAGGGCGGGGGGAUGAUUCCUCUCCACCCUUUUAUUAGGUCAGUCCUGGAUCACUUCGGGAUCGCACCAAUGCAAUUAAUGCCAAACGCGAUGUCAUCGCUGUUGCGAUUUAACAAGAUGACCAGCCUAAACCUGCUCACCGACCCGGAUAGGAUCAUGUCUUUUGGGGUUCUCCCUGAAGAAAGUCGGGACGCGAGAAGGCUCGUGAUGACCGUAAACUUGCGGAAGUACGGUUUUUUCAACGACCAGGCGUCUUUAGAGUCCCCAGAACCGACCAUGCUGCCGAAAGAGUCCGAGCAGCCUCGAAGAGCACCAUUCAACUUCCCUCGAUCUGCAUGUAGCGACCAUGCUGCCGANUUUGAAGUUGAAUGUGAAGUAAUGAGUCGUAUUUGUCAUCGAAAUCUUGUCAAAAUCAUCACUUGUUGUUCUAGCUAUGAUUUUAAAGCACUAGUAUUGGAGUAUAUGCCCAAUGGGAGCCUGGAGAAAUGUUUGUAUUCUGACGACAAUGUUUUAGAUAUUUCACAGAGGUUGACCAUAAUGAUCGACGUUGCAUUAGCUUUAGAAUAUCUCCAUUUUGGUUAUUCAACCCCCAUUGUUCAUUGUGACUUAAAGCCAAGCAACAUCUUGUUGGACGAAAAUUUGGUUGCACGUUUGAGUGAUUUUGGCAUCACUAAGCUCUUAGGUGAAGAGGAGUCUAUGAUACAAACACAGACCCUUGCCACCAUUGGUUAUAUGGCGCCAGAAUAUGGAAGAGAAGGAAAAGUAUCCAAAAAAGGAGAUGUGUACAGCUAUGGUAUCAUGCUAAUGGAAACAUUUACGAGGAAGAAGCCAACAGAUGAAAUAUUUAUUGAAGAAAUGAGCUUGAGGAGAUGGGUUGGUGAAUCAUUAUGUAGCACAGUUAUGCAAGUCUUGGACACAAAUUUGCUAAGAAGGGAUGAUGAACAUUUCUCUAGCAAGGAGGAACUUGUGUCAUCUAUCUUCAGUUUGGCUAUGGAAUGUACAAGAGAAUCACCUGCGGAAAGGAUGGGCAUAAAAGAAGUAGCAAUAGGACUCAUCAAUAUUAGAGUCGAAUUUGCAAAAUUUAAAGUCAAUGAUGCACAGGGCUAUCAAAUUCAGAAAGAGAUGAAUUGAAGGCCUCUAUGUCAGUGAGGUUAUGUGUGAAGAUAAACAACAUUCUUGUUCUGCGACUUCGAUGACAAGUUCAUAAUUUAUGGUCAACUUUGCUCAAGAAGUACUUGUAAUGAUUUUUUUUAUUUUUUAAAAAAAAAAUUGAUAGACCUUAAUAUACUAAAGACAAAGUAUUGGGGGUUUGUAGAAUUUUCCUAUUUCUAAUAAAGAUGAAUUAUAUUUCCCU
Pistacia vera is the source of this 1708-nucleotide messenger RNA. RefSeq names its product LRR receptor-like serine/threonine-protein kinase RCH1. Gene Ontology annotation, biological process: protein phosphorylation. NCBI's taxonomy places the organism in Eukaryota, Viridiplantae, Streptophyta, Magnoliopsida, Sapindales, Anacardiaceae. Gene Ontology annotation, molecular function: ATP binding; protein kinase activity. The record is from RefSeq and is a predicted model, not a curated record. The transcript has 7 exons. Bases 1 to 1485 code for a protein of 494 amino acids.